Molecule: messenger RNA, 1115 nt
Organism: Trichobilharzia szidati
Lineage: Eukaryota; Metazoa; Platyhelminthes; Trematoda; Strigeidida; Schistosomatidae
Source: the annotation of a GenBank genome assembly
GUGCAAUCCGACCUUGAAGGUACUGGUGAAAUUUCAAGCUGUACGUUACCUGGGGUGAAUUUCAUCCCAUAUGCCCCGUCUACUUAGUAGUAUUCCAGUAUUGCUGUCAUGUGUGCGGUUUGCCAGAAUACCUAGAUAUGUGCGCCCGUAUCUUAGGGAUCUGUAUAAGAGGAGACUGGCACAAGGUCCGGAGAUAUAUCGUCCCAGAAGUGACUGGCUGUGCUGGAAUCGUGACUCCGAACUAUCUGCAUUCAUGUCCAGAAUCGGUGAAAAAAUGGACAGAAACGAUAUUGAAGUUGUUUUGACCGACAAAUCGUAUACUUCAUACUGGUCUGCAAAGGGAAGUGAACCGGGUAAUAAAAUACUUCAUGACAACUUCGAGCUCGCACUUGUAGGUCGUGAUGUCUCUCAGAAAUUUCUUCUUGCUUUUAUGCGCUCAGUAUAUCCCCAAUUUCCUGAAGAGUGGAUUGUGGACAUUGUGCAGCACUUAAACUCAACUUCUGAACUCGCCUAUAUAGCUGCACAUUUGGGAGUUAAAGAUAUAGUACUUUACAGUGAUCAGACUGAUAAUUCAAGCAAUAGAAUUGUAUCAAACCCACCAGAGUUGGAUGUACUAGCUAAUGCAUUAAUGGCCCUAAUUGGUGCAUUAGCGAAAGAUAAGUUGGAGAGAGCACACUUAUUUAUUCGGGACUUUAUUGUGCCGAGACUAAGUGAUUUGGAUUUGACUGAAUUGGUUUCCAUUCCUGAACCGCUGACUCUUCUACAAGGUAUACUUAAAUCUGAAGGACGUGGACCACCUGAAACCAGGCUAAUUUAUCAGUCAAGUAUGAAUACUGUUCUGGCUUGUUUUCAAGUUGGUAUCUAUAGUGAUCGUCAGCUUGUUGGAGAAGCUCCCGGUGAGACCGUAUUAAUCGCGGAAGAAGAAGCCCUCCGUCAGUCAAUAAGGAAUUUCUUCAAGCUAACGGAUAGUCUACCUUCUGUCCCACUAGAUGGGGAUUUGAACCUUUUGGAUUUCGAAAAAUACGAGAAACCUAAUAUUUCCCUUAAUUAUUAUUUAAAACUAGCUAGGGACAGUGCUUGAUCUUUGAGAAUUAUGUUGUAUAACUGUAAAUAGA